AUGGGUGCAGCUAAUACUGAAUUAAGAUAAAAUUAAUAAAACGCUCCUAUGUGUAAUGCUCGUUUACGUUAGAACUUAAAAAGAUACCAUGGGUUACUUUAAAUAAAAUUAAAAGUUCCUAUUUAUGAUUCAUUUUCUUUAUCUUUAGUAUAUUCUCCUGGUGUAGGAGCUAGUUGCUUAGAAAUAUAAAAAGAUUAUAAUAAUAUAUAUAAAUAUACAAAUUUAGGUAAUGCAUUAGCUUUAGUUACUGAUGGAACUGAUUAUCAUGCUUUUGAAACUAAUAAAUGGCAUAUAGAUGCUGCUAUUCCUUAAUUAGAGGCUAAUUGCUUAUUUUAUAAGAUACAUACAAAUAUAGAUGCUUAUCCUUUCGUUAUUAACAUAAAUAAAUGCCAAAAUAUUGAAGAUUUUAUAGAGGCUUUUACUAGUUUAAGCUCUUCUUAUGUCGGAGUUGAGCUUUUUAAUGUAAAAGAAGAACGAAGUUUGUAAAUAUAAGAUAUUUUAUCGAAGAGAAAUGACGUUUCUUUACUUAUUUUCGGUUCUCAUUAAAGAAACUAUAUUAGAUAGUUGUUAAAAAAAAAUGGUUUAGAUAAGGAAUUGCCUUGUGGGUUUAUUUCUUCAAUUAUUUUAAGAGGAUGUAUGGAUUGUGUUGUGAAGGGGUUUGUUCCAAAUAGCUUAAUAGAGCAUGUUUUUGAGAAAAUAAUGGAAAAUAAGGAAGCUUUAAAUAAUAAAACUAAAUUAACAGUAAUUUUAUAGAAAGUUUGUGUGGAAUUUUUACAUGCAAAUAAUAUUUUUACACCUAUUUAUACAAAAGAGAGUGUUAUUGCAAGAUUUAAGAAUUAUUUCUUUGAAGGAAAUAAAGCCUGGAUUUAAAGAUGGCCUAAUGAUUUUCAUUUAAUAGGACAUUCUCAUGAAUAAAACUCCCUGGCUUUACACGCCAGGUUUUAGGGAAUGAUUAAGACUUAAUCGAAGAUCAAAAUGAAAAGUUUGGAUGAUGUAUUUGAGUUGAUUUAGUAAGCCUCAUAUGAGGCUAUUGAAGACGAGAUAUUAUUAUAGCCUAGUUUAGUUAGAGAAUUGACUUUUAAAAGCAAUUGGGCUGCUAUUAUUAGCAAUGGCACAGCUGUUCUAGGUUUCGGAGAUAUUGGGGCAGGAGCUGGUUUACCUGUAAUGGAAGGAAAGAGUUGUAUUUUUAAAUAAUUAGGAGGAGUAGACCUAGUUCCGAUAUGUAUUUAGGAAAAAGAUCCUAAGAAAUUAAUUAAUAUUAUUGAAAGAAUUGCACCGGUCUUUAGUGCCAUUAAUUUAGAAGAUAUAAAAGCUCCAGAAUGUUUCGAAAUUGAAAAUACACUCAAAUAAAGACUAGAUAUUCCUGUUUUUCAUGAUGAUUAGCAUGGAACAGCUAUUGUUACACUUGCUGCAGUAUUAAAUUGCUUAAGAUUAACAGGAAAAAAAGCCGAAAAUAUUAAAUUAAUUGUAAAUGGAGGAGGGGCAGCUGGAUUAUCUAUAACUACUUUAUUACUUGGUAUUGGAAUAAAAAAUAUCAUCAUAUGUGAUACAAAAGGUUCUAUAUAUAAAAAUAGACCUAUUAAUAUGAAUAAACAGAAAGAUGAACUUGCUGAAUUGACGAAUCCUUAAAAUGUAAUAGGUAGCUUAGAAGAAUGUGUUAAGAAAUCUGAUGUUUUUAUAGGUGUUUCGGCUGCAAAAGCCUUUAAACCUGAAUGGGUAAAGACUAUGAAUGAAAAAAGUAUGAUUUUAGCAAUGGCAAAUCCAGAACCGGAGAUAAUGCCUGCAGAUGCAAAAAAAGAAGGUGCAUAUAUAGUUGGUACAGGAAGAUCAGAUUUUAAAAAUCAAGUUAAUAACUCAUUAGCAUUCCCUGGUAUUUUUAGAGCAGCAUUAGAUGUAAGAGCGAAAGAAAUUAAUUUAGAAAUGAAAAUGGCAGCAGCAUAAGCUAUUUCAUAAUUAAUACCAGAUUAUGAACUAUCUCCAGAUAAUAUUAUACCAAGUAGUCUAGAUACAAGGGUACCAAUUGCAGUAGCAAAAGCAGUCGCAGAAUCAGCUAUGAAAACUGGAGUGGCAAGAAUUAAAUGUGAUUUGUAGGAAAUUGAAGAGAAUAUUAGAAAUUUUAUUUUAGAAAGAAAUCUUAGAGGUAUAAAUUCAAAAAUUUGA
Molecule: messenger RNA, 2160 nt
Organism: Ichthyophthirius multifiliis
Lineage: Eukaryota; Ciliophora; Oligohymenophorea; Hymenostomatida
Product: malate dehydrogenase, putative
Exons: 3
Molecular function (GO): malate dehydrogenase (decarboxylating) (NAD+) activity; NAD binding
Source: RefSeq, a predicted model, not a curated record